Messenger RNA from Physella acuta, 655 nucleotides. RefSeq lists its product as uncharacterized. Lineage: Eukaryota; Metazoa; Mollusca; Gastropoda; Physidae. The record is from RefSeq and is a predicted model, not a curated record.
CCUAGUCUUGACCACGACUUAUUACUUUGAUGUCUGUCAAGCCGUGAUGAUCACAAUGGACGAGAUACUAACACUGAUGGGGUACCCCUCUAUGAUAUACUGCUAUCUGAAGUCUACAACAACUGAGCUUGCUACUCUAAAAACACAAACCGUCAGUUUUGUCGGUCUUGGUUAUACCUGUGAGGUGACCAACUGGGAGUUCUGUGACGCGACCCUGCCGAUCAGGUAUGUGAACGGUUCCUGCGGAUGUAACCAGAAACUCUACAACGCCAGCGGUGUGCCCACAGUCAAGCACCGGUUUUAUUUUUACAUCGAGGCGGUGAAUGAGGAGAUGGACGGGGAAAUCGUCAAAUGUACGGUGGGGACACAGAUAAGGGAGACAAAGGAGGUUCACGCCAUCACCUUUACUGCCACUCCAGAGAAAAACCUCCACAUCUGUAGAGGGAGGUCAGUCACCCUCAACUGGGAGUACGAGGUGACGAAAAUAGAAAUACAGCAAGAGUACCCGCUUUGUGUGAUGAGGUGGAGGAAGACCAAGGUACUCACCCAGAGCGAGACGGAGCUGGCGUACUACAGCUUUCCCAAACCUGACCAGGUGAGGUCACAUUCGAUUCUAUUGACAGUUAUACAGGGGACCUUGAACCUGACCAGGUGA